CCUAUUGUGGGGGCCUUCCAGCGCGAUGAAGCCGAGAGCACAACGCCGCCGGCGGCCGGCCCCAGCCUCCCUCUGUCCCUCCCCUUGCCGGAUCCUCCACUCCUCUCCUCCGUCCGCUUUUGCCGCCGCCGCCGCGCCGCUCUUUGCUCGGUCGAGCGGAGCGGAGUGGAGAUCCAACCGGACGUGGGUUGGUUCUGUGCCGGCGUAGCUUAUCCUCCGAAAUUUCAGGGGGCGUUGAACUAACGCCGCAUGGAAAACGUCGAGUCCGCCCCUGACUCGCCUGCGCAGGCGCCACCGUCCUCCGCGUCGUCUCUUCCCAAGGAGCAAUCGCAGGUGGAGCUGGAGCUGAGGCUGCUUCAGGCUCUCGAGUUCUACCCUCCGUCCAAACUGAAAGGCAUUCAUCGUCACUUUGUUCUAUACGGCCUCAUGGAAUACUUGAGAAAAAGCCUUGAGAGACAAUUCUCUGCUGAUGAAGUUUUGCAACUAUUGGACCGCUUCUUCAACCUAGAAAUGCUGAAACCAGAGGAUGAUGAGAAGGAUAACUUCAGUCAGGGGGAAGAAUUUUCUUUACCAGAGAGCUUUUUCAACAAGGAAGAAUGAUAGGAAGUACCCAUAGCAUGCUUCGAAAUGUCACUGAAGCUAUUUUGAAGGCCCACCUGCAAGAGAAAUGAGCAUGAGAGUUAGAUUUGUGUAGUGAUUCCCACUUCCCAGUAGUGCGCUUGUCCAUGACAUCCCUUGCUGGCAGACACUAGAACUGAAGAACACAUUCGCUCAGCUCUGUCAGUGUGUAGUGACUUGUACAGCUUUUGUUGGCUCUAGGAUGAUAUGCAAUCGAUGGGAUUGUGCGGUAGGUUUAAUUAACCGUGUGUUUUCCCCGAGCCUUAUAACAUAUACUCAUAUAGCCUAAUGUGCAAUGGUAGUCUUUGUACACUGCAGUUUCUUUAAAGGCAACAGUUAACAGUCGCUAGAUUGCAAUA
Phragmites australis (common reed) is the source of this 977-nucleotide messenger RNA. RefSeq lists its product as uncharacterized. Lineage: Eukaryota; Viridiplantae; Streptophyta; Magnoliopsida; Poales; Poaceae. Gene Ontology annotation, biological process: regulation of transcription by RNA polymerase II. The record is from RefSeq and is a predicted model, not a curated record. Gene Ontology annotation, cellular component: nucleus; NuA4 histone acetyltransferase complex. The transcript has 6 exons. Bases 250 to 600 code for a protein of 116 amino acids.